AUGUUCAUACCUGGAUGUGGUGGUACAAGCAAAUCGCAACUGAUUCGUGCUCUUACCAAAUACUUACUUAUUACAAAAAGAAUGCAAAUGAUGAGAGAACUCGCGCCUACUGGAAUUGCUGUUGCUGAAAUAGAUGGCAUGACAAUUCAUUCAUUUUUGGGUGAACAACGUAAUUCAGGAAAGGCAAAAACCAUAAAACCAGGUGAUUUAAAACUUGAGAAAGAAUGGAGACUUGUCGAAUAUCUCUUACUUGAUGAGAUGAGUAUGGUUGGUUGA
Molecule: messenger RNA, 276 nt
Organism: Rotaria sp. Silwood1
Lineage: Eukaryota; Metazoa; Rotifera; Eurotatoria; Philodinida; Philodinidae
Source: the annotation of a GenBank genome assembly